AUGUUAUGGGACACUCUAAAGUCCAUGGAGAAUAAGAGCACCACCUCCCAGAUGCCCAAUUGGCUGAGAGGAGUACAAGACGAGUACAAGAAGGAGGGAAUCGUCUGGGCCUUCAUUGACUUCGGCAUGGACUUGUCUGCCUGCAUUGAGCUUAUUGAGAAGGAUUCAGAGAAUCUGAACGAUGCUGAGGAAAGGUGUGAGGGGCUCAUCAAGAGCAAGAUCCAACUGGAGGCCAAACUCAAAGAGACGACUGAGAGGCUGGAGGAUGAGGAGGAGAUGAAUGCUGAGUUGACUGCCAAGAAGAGGAAGCUGGAGGAUGAGUGCUCUGAGCUGAAGAAGGACAUUGAUGACCUGGAGCUCACCUUGGCCAAAGUGGAGAAGGAGAAGCACGCCACUGAAAACAAGGUUAAAAACCUGACAGAGGAGAUGGCGUCUAUGGAUGAGAGUGUUGCCAAGCUGACCAAGGAGAAGAAAGCCCUCCAAGAGGCCCACCAGCAGACACUGGACGACCUGCAGGCAGAGGAGGACAAAGUCAACACUCUGACCAAGGCCAAGACCAAGCUGGAACAGCAAGUGGACGACCUUGAGGGUUCUCUGGAGCAAGAGAAGAAGCUUCGUAUGGACCUUGAGAGAGCCAAGAGAAAGCUGGAGGGAGAUCUGAAACUGGCCCAGGAGUCCAUAAUGGACCUGGAGAAUGACAAGCAGCAGUCUGAUGAGAAAAUCAAGAAGAAGGAGUUUGAGACCACCCAGCUCCUCAGCAAGAUAGAGGAUGAACAGUCUCUGGGAGCUCAGCUGCAGAAGAAGAUCAAGGAACUCCAGGCCCGUAUUGAGGAGCUGGAGGAGGAAAUUGAGGCUGAGCGUGCUGCCAGGGCCAAGGUUGAGAAGCAGAGGGCCGAUCUGUCCAGGGAACUUGAGGAGAUCAGCGAGAGACUUGAGGAGGCCGGAGGCGCCACUGCUGCUCAGAUUGAGAUGAACAAGAAGCGCGAGGCUGAGUUCCAGAAGCUGCAUCGUGAUCUUGAAGAGUCCACCCUGCAGCAUGAGGCCACAGCCGCCGCUCUGCGCAAGAAGCAGGCCGACAGUGUUGCUGAGCUCGGGGAGCAGAUCGACAACCUGCAGCGCGUCAAGCAGAAGCUGGAGAAGGAGAAGAGUGCUUACAAGAUGGAGAUUGAUGACCUCUCCAGCAACAUGGAGGCUGUUGCCAAGGCUAAGGUGAGUAGUGAUGUUUUGGUCAAGCAGUGUUGA
Molecule: messenger RNA, 1242 nt
Organism: Oncorhynchus gorbuscha (pink salmon)
Lineage: Eukaryota; Metazoa; Chordata; Actinopteri; Salmoniformes; Salmonidae
Product: myosin-6-like
Exons: 7
Coding region: 1-1242 (413 amino acids)
Cellular component (GO): myosin complex
Source: RefSeq, a predicted model, not a curated record